This is a messenger RNA of Eremothecium gossypii ATCC 10895, 576 nucleotides long. It is a transcript of the gene MSO1, whose product is annotated as Mso1p. The coding region runs from base 1 to 576 and encodes 191 amino acids. The transcript has a single exon. The record is from RefSeq and is marked provisional. Lineage: Eukaryota; Fungi; Ascomycota; Saccharomycetes; Saccharomycetales; Saccharomycetaceae.
AUGUCUAACCAAAACCGAAACGAUAUUUGGAACAAGCUCAAAUCCUCGACCAAGUCGUUCUCGUCGUCACUAACUCAACUUUCGACGAGGAACGACCGUGAUGGCGAUACACCGACCAGUACACUGGUGCACAAGGCACUACUGAAACAUUACAAGAAGCGCGAGCCGUUUGUGGGGUUUCCGGAAUGGCUCGGCCACACUGAGGACAUAGGGGAAGAGCAUAAUGCCCCUAGUAUAGGUUCCAGUGCAGACCAUUCAGUAGCAAGCAUGGACAGCGGUCCGCGCCGCACCGCCGGCUUAGCUUUCCAGAAGAUAUACAGCAGUGUGUCGGUCAGCAGGCCAGCUGGCGAGGCCGGAAGUGCGGGAACUACAAUGCAGGGAAGACUAUCGAAGUCUAGUGAUCAUCUGGUUGGACCUCGAACCCAGGGUGCUACAUGGGGCUCUCAGCGACAGCAGCUACUCGAUCAGGACAGAUCACAGACAAGCGAGCAGCCCGCUGAACCCCAACCCCGUUCACUACAUAUGCGCGAGCGCAUGAAACGGAAUUUGACGAAACGCGGUACCUUUGACCUGUAG